UUCGAAUUUCUUCAUUUCAUCGUAAAAAUGGUUCACUAUAAGUUGACUUAUUUUAAUGCACGCGGACUUGCUGAAAUUUCAAGGCAACUAUUUCAUAUGGCUGGAGUAGAGUUUGAAGAUGAACGAAUCAAUGAGGAGAAGUUUUCUCAAUUGAAACCAACUUUUCCUAGUGGACAAGUUCCAAUUUUGUGCAUAGACGGAGCUCAAUUCUCUCAGUCAACUGCCAUCGCGCGAUACUUGGCUAGAAAAUUUGGUUUUGUUGGUCAAACUGCAGAGGAGGAACUUCAAGCUGAUGAGGUAGUCGAUACUUUCAAAGAUUUCAUUGAGAGCUUCAGAAAAUUUGUGAUUGCCGUACUUUCCGGCGAAUCCGAGGAAAUAUUGAAAAACAUCCGAGAAGAAGUUAUUAAACCAGCAGUCAAAACUUACACUGCCUACUUGAAAGCGAUUCUCGAGAAAAGUUCAUCAGGAUAUCUUGUUGGAAAUGAAUUAACAUGGGCAGAUUUAGUGAUUGCUGAUAAUUUGACAACGUUGAUUAAUGCCGAGUUGUUGGAUAUUGAAAACGAUAAACUUUUAAAAGAAUUUCGUGAAAAAAUAAUCGAGACUCCGAAAUUGAAGGAAUGGUUGGCAAAACGUCCUGAGACAAGAUUUUGAUGAAGUCAUUUUGUUAUAUAUGAUGUCCCAAACGCUUAUUACAUAUUAAUAAAACAAUAUGUUCGUGUUUC
Molecule: messenger RNA, 722 nt
Organism: Caenorhabditis elegans
Lineage: Eukaryota; Metazoa; Nematoda; Chromadorea; Rhabditida; Rhabditidae
Gene: gst-3
Product: Glutathione S-transferase 3
Exons: 4
Coding region: 28-651 (207 amino acids)
Cellular component (GO): cytoplasm
Molecular function (GO): glutathione transferase activity
Source: RefSeq, marked reviewed